AGCAAACCGGGACCCGCGACCCCAGAGUGAGACCCAAGACGAUAUUCAGAAAGAAGUACACAUUUAAGGUAACCGGUCAUUGUGGAUAGUACAUGUUUAGGGCAUGAACAAUUUAUAUGAAAAGACAACAGAAAGCUUAGAAUCACUCCAGAACACCUCAUGUGGAACAAAAUUUAAAACUUGCAAUACAAAGCAAUCAUCAAAAAAAACAAAGUCACCUUCUCGUGUUGUUCCGUCUCUCGAAGUUGAAAUGGAAAAGUAUGAACAUGAAGAAGAGGAAAGGGAUGAUUUUGACCAACCUUCAAUUGGAAUUGUUAGUGGGGGCUCAGAAGCAAGCAGUAUCUUUGGAAGUAAUGCAGAUAUCACUAUCAAUCAACCUAACCGGCCAAGAAUCAGUAGAGCUAGGUCAAUAAGGCAGAGUAUUGCUAAAGGAGCAAAGGGCACAUUGGACUUCUUUGGUGUCGCUGAACAAAGUGAGGAAGAAGCACAACGUCAGAAAUGGAAUCAAAGAAGAAUAAGACAUCUCAGCAGAAGGAUAGGUCGCAUGAAAGAAUCAGUUUCUGCACCAACUACACCUGAUACUCCAGAUGGAUUACGUUUCCCCACAAUAGUUGAAUAUGCCAUGCAACGGAGUUAUAUUGGGCAACAUAAAGCCAGAAGAGAAAAUGCUGCAAAGUUGCUCUGGAGAACAGCAUCCAGAAGACUCAGUGCAAAGCCUCAGUAUGAUGUUUCCACUAUUCAAAGUUUUGGUGGACGAAGUUUUGCUCCAGCUGAUUUAAUGGAUGAUGAUAUCUCUGUAUUUGAUUCAGCCUCAAACUUAGAUGAGAGAAAAUCUAUAACUCCGACUCCUACUCCACUCCUUACACCCUCAUUUAUUGAUGACCGAUCUUUUUUUCACUUCGAUACUUACCAUCCAUCAACAAUUGAAGAAGAAGAUAGUCUGGAUAUGACAGACGGCGGAAGACCUCCUUCGCCUACCAUGCAGGAAAUAUCUGCUCCAUCUACCCCUUCUCCAAGAAUAGUAACUCCAUGGGACAAAAGUCUUGGUCCUGAGCCAACAAUUCAAUCAGUAAGCCCAUAUGCAAAACGACGUAAGCCAGAAUAUAUUCGCCAACCAAGUGAUCGUCGUUCAAGAAUGCAAGUAAAACCUGUAAAAAAAGAAAAGAAAAAGAAAAAAAUAUUAAAACGUGAAUUUGGCAAAGGUUUAGUUGGAAAUUUACUGAAUCGUACUUUCAAUCGUAACCGCAUAAAUAGUAAAGUGCAAGAACAAAUGGAGGAUAUCAGCGAUCAUAGACCUUACUUCACUUAUUGGUUAUCUUUCGUGCAAGUAACCAUAUUGAUUGUUAUGAUUAGUGUGUAUUCUUUUGCACCGAUUGGUGUAAGUCAAAAGAAAACUGAACAAAAUGUUUUACUAAGCAGGAAUGGAAUUCUACAGCAUGAAAAUGUUAAAAAAGUUAUUGUGGAAAGUUUCUGGAUUGGACCAAGGCUUAACACGUUGAUUUUAUUAGGAGCGAAGUAUGCUCCAUGUAUGAGACACGACAAGCUGCUGUACAAGCAGCUGUUUCAAGAGAAUUUGGCUGAAAACAAAACAGGAUGUUGCAUGCAAACGUUAAACACUGGUUGUAUUCAGCGACAACAGUCAGAGUGUAGUACCUCAUUUACGAAGUUUAAACCUAAAACUGUAUGUGGACAAGACCCUGAUAUGUGUCUUAAUCCCGCCUCAAAAGCGCCGAAUGAAUGGGAUAAGAACAGUAUUAUAAACUGGCCAGUGUGUCGAAAGACUGUCAAUUUAACAGGUAUCAACAAAGAAAAUUACCCUCACAUGACGUGUGAAAUAACUGGUCGGCCAUGUUGCAUUGGAACACAAGCGCAGUGCAUCAUCACCAGUCAAGCUUAUUGUGAAUUUUUAGAUGGUGUUUAUCAUAGCGACAGGACUCUUUGCUCACAGGUUGAUUGUCUGUCUUCAACAUGUGGCUUGCUACCUUUUGCAAAUGAAAAUCAACCUGAUCAAUUUUAUCGCCUUUGGCUGUCACUGUUUCUAAAUGCUGGCAUCCUUCAUGUCGUUCUAAUUUUAAUUUUCAAUUUUACCAUUCUGAGAGAUAUUGAAAAAAUGGCCGGUUGGUUACGAACUGGGUUAAUAUUUAUACUAAGUGGCAUAUGUGGAAACCUGUGGAGUUCCAUAUUGAUACCUUAUGAACCAGAAGUUGGUCCCUCCGGUUCUUCGUUUGGAAUUAUCGCAUGUUUAUUUGUAGAAGUUAUUCAAAGUUGGCAAUUAAUAAGAAACCCUUUUGUAGCAAUCGGCAAACUAUGUGGAGUAGUUUUAGUAUUAUUUUUACUUGGUUUGCUACCAUACAUCGAUAACUUUGCACAUAUAUUUGGUUUCAUUCACGGCUUCUUUUUAGCGUUUAUUUUCUUACCUUACGUGACGUUCGGGAAAUGGGACCGGCGCCGAAAACAGAUACAAAUAGUAAUAGCUGCUGUUGUCUUGAUCAUUAUUACUAUCAUCGGUUUCAUCUUAUUUUACGUGUAUCAAGAUAUAAACACGAGUGGUGUGACGUAUUUCAACUGCGUUCCCAUCACUACUGACUUCUGUAAAAAUUUCCAUCAGGGGAAAGUUUUGGAACGGCGGGAAACUAUUUACUAAAUGUGAAUCAAUUUUUUGAUACAAUCAACGAUGAAUCCGUUUUUACGCUUGCAUA
This is a messenger RNA of Hydractinia symbiolongicarpus, 2699 nucleotides long. Its product is annotated as inactive rhomboid protein 1-like. Gene Ontology annotation, molecular function: serine-type endopeptidase activity. Gene Ontology annotation, biological process: regulation of epidermal growth factor receptor signaling pathway; regulation of protein secretion. The record is from RefSeq and is a predicted model, not a curated record. Gene Ontology annotation, cellular component: endoplasmic reticulum membrane. The transcript has 16 exons. NCBI's taxonomy places the organism in Eukaryota, Metazoa, Cnidaria, Hydrozoa, Anthoathecata, Hydractiniidae. The coding region runs from base 104 to 2644 and encodes 846 amino acids.